AUGGCCAUUAUGUCACACUCAAAACCUGGCCUCGCAAUCGUACAAAACAAUUGUCCAGUUCCUAGUCCAGAACAUUUCAGCCUUUGUAGUAUGGCUAGUGCUAAUAGCAAAAAGCAACAGAGAUAUAAGAAACUAGUAUCUAGGUCAUCUAACCAACGCAUAAAGAACAUAUCAACGAUGAAAUACAUCACAAGCGAUCUCUUUGCCACGCUAUUUAGUGAUAAUAUGACCCAAGAAAAUGGCCCGGAAAGAAGACAGAAAACUCCAGCACUCCACCAAUCAGUCACUAAAAGGAAAGGGAAUGUGGUGGAAAAUGGCAAAUUAAUUCGAUGGAAAUGUCAAAACUUUGAGCGGAUCUGCACAAUAUUGCAUCACACUCCAGAAGAGCUGUGA
Molecule: messenger RNA, 393 nt
Organism: Sclerotinia sclerotiorum 1980 UF-70
Lineage: Eukaryota; Fungi; Ascomycota; Leotiomycetes; Helotiales; Sclerotiniaceae
Exons: 2
Coding region: 1-393 (130 amino acids)
Source: RefSeq, a predicted model, not a curated record